Molecule: messenger RNA, 2190 nt
Organism: Lecanosticta acicola
Lineage: Eukaryota; Fungi; Ascomycota; Dothideomycetes; Mycosphaerellales; Mycosphaerellaceae
Source: the annotation of a GenBank genome assembly
AUGUUCGGAGGCAUUGGAGACGGAAGAAACCUGCUUGCCUCACUCGGGCGACUCACAGCUGCCCAAACGCAGACUUUGAUAUCCGACAAACGCAGCUUUCAUUUCACCAUUGUCGACCUCAACAACGCUAUCAUUGCUCGCAAUAUACUCGUCAUUAUCAUCCUGUGGGAGGUCGGGAAAGCCAUUGCUGAAGAGAAGUGUGAGAUGGAGAAAGAGUUGCUUCCAUGCCUCUAUUACACUUACCUGGUGCCUAUCAUGCCUACAGAGGUUCACGCUGUCUUACAAAAGAGGUAUGAGUUUGCAAUCGAGAUGCUCGAGGAUGCGAGGUCGAUGCCGCCCGUGCUCGAGGUUCCCAACAUGUAUCCAGCUGGUAUACUCAGGGUACUCCGGCAAUGGCAAUUCGAUGCCGGUAGACAAUUCCCACCAUGCAAGCUGCGUUCGGAAGUCGUGCAACAGCGGCUGUACGAUGUUGAACAUCAACCCUUUGGAGGCGACAUGAGUGCACCCUGGGGCUGCGAGAAGGAGGAGAUGUUCUACCGCGCCGCUGGAAUCUUGACUCCUCCAUCUUUUACGGAGGGUCUUGAGACAAAUCUUCUACAUGCUUACCAGCGCUUCAACGUUGCGCGACCAAACGACGUCUCGAAGGAGGUCUUGAAGGCAGUCGACGCUUCUUGGAAGACCAAUGUUACCACGAUCGACCUUGACUGAGAGGCUGUCAAUGGAGAGAACCCCGAGUUCACCUUAGGGCACAAUCCAUUCUCGCUUGGUGUGUCCCUCACGGCCGGUGAGCGUCAGGCUCCCGCCGGACGUACCGGCCUGUACGAUGUAAUCAAGCCUUUCUUCUCUUCCGCUGCCGAUGCUGUCAACCGCCUCCAAGAGCGACUCAAAGUUGAGGCCUGCGUGAGAGACAUCACAUGUGUACUUGAACAAAUCAGAUACGGUGUUGUCGGACAUCGUCAAGGAGUCGAGCCUUCAGGCAGUGUUCAAGAUCUGCCCACUUCAACACAAGUACAGCGAACAAACUUGAACGGCCAGAAAGACGACGAGUAUCCGAAGAUGUACGACCGCAUCCAUCUGUCGAACAUACCCGACUAUAUUGGAGGCAGUCUUGCGACAUUUCUCUACGCAGCGCCAUUGGUCUAUCCUGGAGAUGCUUCAUACGUUACGUUCAACAACUUGCGCAACCCGGGAAGCUUUAUGAAGUUCGAGCAUUACAACAACGAAUAUGCCGUCUUGAGUAAUGAAUCGGAUUUACGGACGGCUUUCCAAGUGCGCACGGGAGAGCGCGAUAUGUUCGAGAGCUUCAUGUCCUUUCCGGUCUCGCGAUAUACGAAGUGGCACCAUCAUCCGCUGGAGAAAUCGUCCUCAAAUCUCAUGCCAGCAAGCCGAAUGCGGACAUGGCUCUUGCAGCUCUUCUUCAAGAUUGCCAUUCCGAAGGAUCGAAUUCCUCGCGCAAAUAGCCUCGUCUUUUCGCCGAUGAAUUUGACCAACUUCUGCCGCGUUUGCAGACAUCUCCAUAAUUCGGGCUACCCGGCUCAUUGGAUAAGUGAAGUUCUGGAUGAUGUUUACUCCGGGACCGUCUUGACGAGAGCGAGACCACCUCGAUCUUGUCCAUUGCAGAUCAAGGAAGUCCGGGCGAACAAGACAGGACCCGCACUUGCUCAGUCGACACGGCCGUUUGUGGCCGAAAUGCCCACACUGGGAAGUAUCUGGCAAUUCGCUCUUCCGUUUGGUAUCACGUCACCUCUUAUGCCCCCUAUCGACCAGAUCCACAAGUACUCCAUCAAGUUCGGAAACAUCAGGCAGUUUGUAACAGAUACUUCCAGCUUUAUCCUUGUGCUAUUCUUCAGUCGUCACUACACACCGGCCUCGGAAGGCGUGACACCCCCCUUUCCGCAAAAAGAGUCUUUCCGGCUUAUCUUCCUGAGCGAUGAGGAAGGCAGGACUUCGAAGGGGAUCAAGAAUCUCAGAAACAACCUGCAUGCGAUCUCGACUUGGCAAAGGGACGGGAAGAAGGAGACUGCUUCUUUCUGGAUGAGGAAGGAUGUGAUGGAGCCUUUGAGGGAGGGCAAGGAGUGGGUGAUUGAGGUUUGGCGGACGGAUGUAUGGAUGCGUCAGUCGGCGAUGCAGUACGCGAAUCGUAUCAAGGACGAAGGGCCGUUUUCGACCGAGGAGAGAGAUUCGAAGUGA